CGGUAACAUGGCUGCGUAGUCGAACGUGUAUGGAUGCCGAAUAACAACAAUGGUGUUAACAUUGUAAUAUUGGGUGCUAUAAACUAAUAUAAUAGCCUGGAGUUCGUCGCUACUUUAUAUCCGUCUUUCGAUGAUGAAGCUGCGUGUCCAGCUGCACUGUAAGAAUCUACAUGAAUACCUGAGAGAGCUCAGUCCUGAGAUUUUGGACAGACUCUACAACCAUCCAGCAACAUGUCUGGCUGUCUACAGGGAGCUCCCCGAUCUGGCCAAGAAUUAUGUGAUGCGCAUGCUGUUCCUGGAGCAGCCUCUCCCACAGGCUGCAGUGGCAUUAUGGGUGAAAAAAGACAGUCAAAAGGACCAUGAUGAAUGUGUCUCAGUGUUGGCAGGACUCCGCCUUUGGCACAGUCAGCAGCUGCAGGGUGGUCUACAGGGAUACAUUUUAAAUCCAGUGUUCAAAGACAACCUGAGGAUAGCACUGCUCGGCGGGGGCACAGCAUGGGCAGAUGAGGGCAGCUCUCUGGGUCCUGACCGCCACGCCCGGGACAUCGAGAGCCUGGACCGCUAUGCCAUGGAACGUUGGGAGGUCAUUCUGCACUUCAUGGUGGGCUCUCCUAGUGCUGCUGUGAGUCAAGACCUGGCUCAGCUGCUGGUUCAAGCAGGACUCAUGAAGAGUGAGUCGGGGGAGGCACCCUAUAUCACCUCAGCUGGUUUCCAGUUCCUGCUGCUGGACACAGCCUCUCAGCUGUGGUACUUCACCCUGCAGUAUCUCAAAACUGCUCAGUCCAGAGGGAUGGACCUGGUGGAGAUCCUGUCAUUCUUAUUCCAGCUCAGCUUCUCCACUCUGGGCAGAGACUACUCAGUGGAGGGAAUGAGUGAGUCAUUACUCACCUUCCUGCAGCAUCUGCGGGAGUUUGGACUGGUCUUCCAGAGGAAGAGGAAAUCGAGGCGGUACUACCCCACCAGACUGGCCAUCACUCUGGCUGCAGGAGUCACUACCAACUCCUCUUCCUCCUCCUCUUCCUCCUCUUCCUCCUCUUCUUCUAACAUGGGAUCCACUCCUGGUACUGGAGAUGCUGGUUUCAUUGUGGUAGAAACCAAUUAUCGUAUCUACGCUUACACAAGCUCAGAACUUCAGAUCGCUCUGGUGGCUCUCUUCAGUGAAAUGUUGUAUCGCUUCCCAAAUGUAGUAGUUGCUCAGGUCACAAGAGAGUCAGUGCAACAGGCCAUUGCCAACGGCAUCACUGCACAACAGAUUAUCCACUUCCUGAGAACCAGAGCACACCCUGUCAUGCUCAAACAGACCCCAGUGCUGCCUUCAACCAUAACAGAUCAGAUCCGACUGUGGGAGCUGGAGAGAGAUCGACUGCAGUUCACAGAAGGAGUGCUCUAUAACCAGUUCCUCUCCCAGGCUGACUUUGAGGUGCUGCGAGACAGAGCUCAGGGUCUGGGCUGUCUGGUGUGGCAGGACGUGGCUCACAGGGUGAUGGUGGUGACACCGCAGGGACACAGUGAGGUCAAGAGGUUCUGGAAACGACAGAAGUCUCACACGUAACUGGAGGAUGAGGAGACACAAGUGACGACAUCACACCUAAUGAAGCCAGCACUUCCUGCUGCACAGAAAGUUGAGAGGACAUAAUAAUUUUGUAUUUUUCAUAAAAGGUUGACUUCCAUGUAUUUUGGAUUAAAGGAUGAUUAGA
Messenger RNA from Scomber japonicus (chub mackerel), 1697 nucleotides. RefSeq names its product general transcription factor IIH, polypeptide 4 (gene gtf2h4). Gene Ontology annotation, molecular function: double-stranded DNA binding; ATPase activator activity. The coding region runs from base 131 to 1552 and encodes 473 amino acids. The record is from RefSeq and is a predicted model, not a curated record. Gene Ontology annotation, biological process: nucleotide-excision repair. Lineage: Eukaryota; Metazoa; Chordata; Actinopteri; Scombriformes; Scombridae. Gene Ontology annotation, cellular component: transcription factor TFIIH core complex; transcription factor TFIIH holo complex. The transcript has 14 exons.